Molecule: messenger RNA, 693 nt
Organism: Urocitellus parryii (Arctic ground squirrel)
Lineage: Eukaryota; Metazoa; Chordata; Mammalia; Rodentia; Sciuridae
Gene: Clec1b
Product: C-type lectin domain family 1 member B
Biological process (GO): platelet formation; signal transduction
Cellular component (GO): plasma membrane
Molecular function (GO): transmembrane signaling receptor activity
Source: RefSeq, a predicted model, not a curated record
AUGCAGGAUGAAGACGGCUACAUCACUUUGAAUAUUAAAUCUAGAAAGCCACCUCUCUCCUCAGCUGACCCCACUUCCUCUCCUUGGUGGCGUGUGAUGGCUUUGGUUCUGAUGAUCUUGUCCGUGGGGAUGGUUGUUGGGCUGGUGGCUUUGGGGAUUAUGUCUGUCACGCAGCAAAAGUACCUACAAGCUGAGAAAGAAAAUCUCUCAGGAACUCUACAACAAUUAGCCAAGAACUUCUGUCAAAAUUUAAUAAAACAAUUAGAACAAAAGCAAAAGGGCAGUUUCUACCAUAAAUGCAGCCCUUGUGACACAAAAUGGAGGUAUUACGGAAAUAGCUGCUAUGGAUUCUUCAGGCAAAACUUGACGUGGGAAGAGAGUAAACAGUACUGCAUGGAUAUGAAUGCAACUCUUGUGAAGAUUGCCGGCCAGAACAUUCUGGAGUACAUCAAAGCCAGGACCGUUUUAAUUCGUUGGGUUGGAUUAUCCAAUCAGAAUUCUAACAAGGUCUGGAUGUGGGAAGAUGGUUCUAUAUUCUCCAAAAAUAUGCUUGAUCUUUCUGGAGAUGAAACAGAAAACAUGAAUUGUGCUUAUUUUCACAAUGGGAAAAUCCGCCCUGCCUUCUGUAAGGACAGACAUUAUUUAAUGUGUGAGAAGAAGGCUGGCUUGGCAAAGGUGGAACAACUGCUUUAA